Molecule: messenger RNA, 2223 nt
Organism: Saxophila tyrrhenica
Lineage: Eukaryota; Fungi; Ascomycota; Dothideomycetes; Mycosphaerellales; Extremaceae
Exons: 2
Coding region: 1-2223 (740 amino acids)
Biological process (GO): protein catabolic process in the vacuole; protein targeting to vacuole; negative regulation of gluconeogenesis
Cellular component (GO): GID complex
Source: RefSeq, a predicted model, not a curated record
AUGCCGCCAGUCAACAGCCCCGCCAGGACCUCGCCCUCCGCAACCUCGCGCCCUCAAACCCGUCCUCUAACUCCACUAUCAUAUCUAUCCUCACCCGCACCAGAUCUCGCCUCGACGCUGUAUACAUCUCAUGCCGCCGAGCAGGCCGACGAAGCGAACGUGAGCUUUCUGCGGGACUCGCUGGACUCGCUGGAUAAUCUGGACGACUUGCAGGCCCGGAGAGGAGCGCGUGUAGAUGCUCAGCGCGACCCGAGAAGGCCUGAGUAUCACCAUCGUGCGGGCAGGAUGUCUUCGGAAGGACAGCAGCAGACGCCAGAGGAACUGUCGAGGAGGGAGAGGUUACAGCAGGUGCUUGCGAGGCUUAACAGGCAGCACGCGGCUGCUACGAGCUCGGCGACUGCGUAUAGUAAUCGCACGCCCUCGCCGAACCGGCAGAGUUUGUACGACUGGGCGCCGGGAAAUGAGGAACGGGAGCAGCAGGAGGGCAAUGAGCUGGAUGGGAUAGUAGGGGAGUUGAGGAUGCAGCAGCCAGAUACGCAUCCGGAUGUUUUGAGAGUGUUGGGGCAGAGUCAGUUGGAUGUGCAUCGGCAGCGGGAAAGGAACAGUGCAGGUGGGACGGACAAUAGCAAUCAGGCGGAUGCUGAACAGCGGAGAGGUCUGAUACGGGAGCGAGAGAGGAGACGGAGGGAGCCAGGUUGGGAGAGUUUACGGAGUAGAGCGGUGAUGCAGAGGGCGAGGCAGGAGGGUGGCGCCUCUCCAAGUUCUACGGAGAGGAUGUUGAGGGGUCUGAUGGAGCGCGAGCGGAGCGGUAUGAGUGAAGAGGAGGAGCGAGCAAGAGGGACGGGGUGGUUCAGGCCGACACCGAAUCGUGGUGGGCUUCCGGCGGUGGAGCAUAACAGCUCAACGUCAAGCGCGGACAGGUGGCGGCUACCCCCUACCAGCGACCUCCGAGAACGUGAUCAACAGGAGAGACUGGAAGCUUAUAGGAGAGGCUACUUGGCGGAGAACGUGCCGCCGAGACUGCCACGCAUAUCGACACCACCUGUACCUCCGAUCAAUCCGCCUUCGAGACGACCGACUUUUCUGGAGAACGCGCUCAAGUACAUGAGCGACCUUCGCCUGUCUGUGUCCUACGAAGACUCCCUUUCGUCGGCCAUUGACCACGGCCUGGCCACCAAGGAGUUCUUCGCAGACAAGCACGACGAUUUUGUUAUGGACUUGGACGAACUGCCUGGUGUACAGUAUUCUUCAUUUCUGCAGAAAAGCGCAGUCUUCGAGGGCCAUCAGCAUGCCACUACUGUUGUCUCAAAUGUGACACACCAAGGCCCUCAGUCGCGAGUGGAGCAGAUCAACCCCAACUAUCGAGCAUCAAACGGUCCCACUCUUGGUUUCGACCACCCACCAGGCUCGACACAAGUCACUCCCUUCGACCCGUCAAGACCAUGGCUCUCAUACCAUCAACCACAACAUCUCCUCUCCCCCAAAGAACCACACGACCACUGGCCCGUCCGCGUGACCAUCCACACCGUUGACGAGGCAAAGAUGACACUCCAAGGCACAAUGGAAGCCUACGACGUCCCUCAACCCCCUCCCAACCUCAGCGCGCUACACGCCAACCCACCUCCAAAGAAAGGCAAGAAGAAUGCCCCCAUCACCACCUACCUCGAAGGCCACAUCAUCGACCUACGCACGCACACCUUCCUCACCCCCGACGACCGCGACGCCAAACGCCGCAAAACCGGGCCUCACGAGACCAGCGCCGAGAACCGCACCCCCUACACCACCCUCAACCCCGACGUCCGCUUCCCCUCCGCCACCCCCGCCCUCGACGCGCAAAACUGGCUCAAACUGCCCCCCUUCUCCGACAUCGCCGCCUCCCCACCCACACCCUCCAGCCCCGCUUCCUCAGCAGAAGACAAACUCGCCCGCCUCCUGCUCUCGAAAUCUCAGUGCUCCGAGCUCAUGAACGAGUACAUCUUCAUGCGCUGGAAGGAACUCUGCUUCGUGCACACGAAGAGCGACCCGUGUCCUGUUUCCGAGGGGGAGAGGUGCACGGAUCCGGAUCGCGGGCAUGGGUUGACGAUAAGUGGGUUUUAUUAUGUUAGUUUGCGGAGGGCGGAUGGGAGGUGUGAGGGUUUGUACUUUGAUCCGUGUAGUACGCCGCAUCAGGGGUUGAGGUUGCAGGGGCGAGGGGGUGGGGUGGGGAGUUGGGAGUUUAGGUGA